Closterium sp. NIES-67 is the source of this 1125-nucleotide messenger RNA. Lineage: Eukaryota; Viridiplantae; Streptophyta; Zygnematophyceae; Desmidiales; Closteriaceae. The record is from the annotation of a GenBank genome assembly.
CGCUGAAAUGCUCAGACCGCUUCGACAUUCUCCGACGAGAAUGAUUCUACGUCAAGUUAUCCAAGAGCGAAUUCGCCCUCGAGAAAGUCCAAUUCUGAGGACACAUGGUGAGCGCUCAAGGAGUUCACAUCGACCCCAAGAAAAUCGAAGCCGUACGCACAAGACACCCGGGAACGAGAAGGAGUUGCAGCAGUUCCUAGGCUUCGCUAACUACUACAACAGGUUCGUGCCACAGUACACGAAAAUCGCAACGCCUCUUCCUGUCCCAGAACAACCAUGGCAAGUGGUUAGCCUAGAUUUCAUCACUGGGUUACCAACUACCACUAGCGGUCAUGACGCAAUCCUCAUCGUCAUCGACAAAUUCUCCAAAAUAGGACACUUCAUCCCGACACACACGACAGUACGCACCGAAGAAACAGCACAACUAUUUGUUCGCUACAUCAUCUCACAACAUGGCAUUCCAACCACACUCAUCUCCGACCGAGACCCCAAGUUCACCAGCAAAUUCUGGAAGGAACUAAUGUUUCUGCUCAGGACCAAACUCACCAUGUCAUCUGCCUACCAUCCGCAGACAGAUGGACAAACCGAGCGCCUCAACCAAAUUGUAGAGCAACUCCUCCGCGCAGCAUGCAAAGACGAAAUCUCUAAAUGGGACUUGCAUCUGCUCGUCCUGGAAUUUGCCUACAACAACGCCACUCACGCCGCUACUAGACAGACACCGUUCUUCCUCUGCUACGGAUGCCACUUGCUCUCGCCACAAAAACUGACAGCAUCAACCACAGUUCAACCCGCACACGACUUCAUCACGACCAUGCAUCAGCUUUGGGAUCGGACCCACAAGCGCCUCCUCGACAUUCAGCAACAACAGAAGCGCCACGCCGAUCGCCACCGCACUGACCACACCAUCACCGUGGGAGACCAAGUUCUACUCGACACCCGCAAUAUUGUUGUGUGAUGUCAUCAUAUGUUAUCACAUUCUGUCUGCCUCCCAUCCCUUGUUUCAAUUCGCACGUAUGGUUUGACUGUGUGUGAAAGAAUUUGUGUGGUGUGUUCUGGAGUUUGGGAAUGUGUUUUGUGUUAUUCUGUCUGAGCAGGUAUUUGUGAUAAUAGAUCUUGAGAAGAUCU